CUGCACCCUGUGGAGACCCACAGGGCUAAGGUUUUGUCUACAUUGAACGUUGUGCAGAAUUUUAAUUAACGCGCAGGUUCUUUGGUGAGUGUAAGGAAACGAUGUCCACUCCGGGGAAGGGAUCAAAGAAGGAGAGGAAGAAGCCCAUUCCAGUUAAAACAUCCCUCGACUCCCCAUACAAUCUUAACUGGUGUCCGCUGGAGCGAGAAUGUUUGCAUUUCAUCUUAAACACCCUUAAAGAGAAAUUUGUCGCUCUUCGUCUCCAGAAGAAAGAGGUUAAAGUGUUCCGUCAGUGGGGCAGCAAAAAGAAGACGAGUAAGCAAAAACCGUUGGUGGUUCGCGAGCCUACUUCGGAAGAAAAGUCGAACAUUCAGACUUCUCCGGAGACUAAAUCCACACAAGGAUGGACCGACCCAGCACUGAGAAAGCAGUUAGCUAUCGGGAUAAAUGAGGUCACGAAGGGCUUGGAGAGAAAUGAGCUUGGCUUGGUGUUAGUGUGCAGUUCGGUCAAGCCUUCUCACAUGACUAGACACUUUAUCCCGUUGAGUAAAACGAGGUCGGUGCCAGCAUGCCAAGUGCCCCGUUUAAGCGACAAUAUUGCGGGGCUACUCGGACUCAAAUGCGUUUUGGCGCUUGGCUUUAAGCGAAGCAGUGAGGCGUUCGCGGACACAGUCGGUGCAAUCGCACCUAAAGUGCCCUCUCUUGAUGUGGCCUGGGUUCCGGACUCUGUCAAAACUCAACCUGUGAAACAUUGCCAAGAGACCGAAGAGAAGGAUGCUGAGCAAGCGAGAGGACAGAAAAGAAAAAUCGAAGAGGUUGUUCCAGAAGCUUCGUCCGUGCUCCUCCAGCCUCUUACAGUAAAGCGUACAGUUCCCAACCCAUCAAAGAUCCGUAAACCAAAGAAAAAGAAAUCUAAAAAGUAAUCACUUAUUAGACUGAAAUACUUUUUUUUUUUCCUUUCUUGCCACUUCUGAAAAUGUGUUUGCCUUUGAAAUACUGCU
Molecule: messenger RNA, 1001 nt
Organism: Chanos chanos (milkfish)
Lineage: Eukaryota; Metazoa; Chordata; Actinopteri; Gonorynchiformes; Chanidae
Gene: rpp38
Product: ribonuclease P/MRP 38 subunit
Exons: 2
Coding region: 102-923 (273 amino acids)
Biological process (GO): tRNA 5'-leader removal
Cellular component (GO): ribonuclease MRP complex; nucleolar ribonuclease P complex; fibrillar center
Molecular function (GO): ribonuclease P RNA binding; ribonuclease P activity
Source: RefSeq, a predicted model, not a curated record